This is a messenger RNA of Sphaerodactylus townsendi, 3227 nucleotides long. It is a transcript of the gene PLIN2, whose product is annotated as perilipin 2. Gene Ontology annotation, biological process: positive regulation of triglyceride storage; lipid storage. The record is from RefSeq and is a predicted model, not a curated record. The coding region runs from base 194 to 1546 and encodes 450 amino acids. The transcript is spliced from 9 exons. Gene Ontology annotation, cellular component: cytosol; lipid droplet. Lineage: Eukaryota; Metazoa; Chordata; Lepidosauria; Squamata; Sphaerodactylidae.
CUCGCGAGAGGUGGCUGCUGGAGGGUGCCUUCUCUGCAUAUAUUCCCGGGGGAGCGGCAGAGGCGCAGCUGCAUCGGGUCUCGGAGUUCGGAAGAGGAACUUUAGGGCGCGUGGCAGGUUGUGUGGCUCUCUUUGCAAGUAGACAUUGGUGGUCCCUUUUCCCCCCAGAUUCUAAAACAUUUGAGAUUGAAACAUGGCAGUAGUAUCAACUGUCUCACAGCAGAAUGUGGUUUCCAGGGUUGCAAGUCUUCCUCUGGUGAGUUCAACCUAUGAUAUGGUCUCUUCUGCUUACAUCAACACGAAAGAUAACCAUCCCUACCUAAAAUCAGUAUGUGAGAUAGCAGAGAAAGGAGUGAAGACCAUCACUGCUGUGGCCAUGACGAGUGCUUUGCCUAUCAUCCAGAGACUGGAGCCACAAAUUGCAGUUGCCAACAGCUAUGCUUGUAUAGGACUGGACAAAGUUGAAGAGAGAUUGCCUAUACUGUAUCAACCAACUGAUAAGGUAGUCGCUAAUGCUGUGGAUGUAGUUGCUGGUGCUAAGGAUGCUGUAACAAUGACUGUGGUGGGUGCCAAGGAUACUGUUGCACACACAAUUAAUGGUGUUGUGGGCAAGACUAAAGGAGCUGUGCAGGACAGUGUAGAAAUGACCAGGUCUGUAGUACAUGGCAGCAUUAACACUGUCCUAGGAAGUCGGGUGGUGCGCCUGGUGACCAGUGGUGUGGAUACUGCCCUCAGUCGAUCAGAAACACUUGUAGACCAGUAUCUUCCCCUUACAGAAGAAGAGCAAGAGAAAGAAGCUACCAAAGUGGAAGGAUUUGAAGUGGGAGUUCAGAAGCCGAGUUAUUAUGUUCGACUGGGGUCUUUGUCUUCAAAGUUCCGAUCACGUGCCUAUCAACAGGCCUUAAACAAAGCUAGAGAGGCAAAAGUCAAAAGCCAAGAGACCAUUUCUCAGCUCAAUUACACUGUUAAUCUGAUUGAAUAUGCCAGAAAGAACAUGAAUAGUGCCAACCAAAAACUCCAAGAUGCCCAACAGAAGCUAUAUAAUUCCUGGGUAGAGUGGAGGAAAAACAUUGGCCAAACUGAGAAUAACGAUGGUGACGAUGACUCACACAGUGCUGAGACCAUUGAAUCACGUACCUUAGCAAUUGCACGGAAUCUGACUCAGCAGCUUCAAACCACCUGUCUCACCCUGGUCUCGAGUAUACAGGGCUUGCCACAGAACAUUCAAGAUCAGGUCCACCACGUUGGGGCACUAGCUGGAGAUGUCUACAGAAGCUUCCGUUCAGCAACUUCCUUUAGAGAAGUGUCUGACAACCUUAUUACCACCAGUAAAGGGCAGUUGAAGAAAAUGAAGGAGUCCUUGGAUGAUGUGAUGGAUUAUCUUGUAAACAACACGCCACUCAACUGGCUGGUUCCAGAUUUCACUAUUGCAGACCUGUCUUCAGAAUCUGAUGAGAUUCCAGAUGUUUUGGCUGUGGAUGAAGAACCCCAGCAUGAUUACUCACGUGCAAACGGUCCAAUUACCACAGAACAUAGAGCUGAAUAAAUACCACAUACAUAACACACACACACAAACCUGUUUUUUGUUCAGUAUAUGUACAUUUUUUUCCAUGCUAACUGGCCUUUGCUAACUGGCCUUUCCAUGCUAACUUGUGGCCUUUGAAUUUGAACUAAUUAGCUUGUGGGGAAUAGAGAACUCUUUUAUCAAUUUUGUUUCCAUUAGAUCAACAUUCUAACUUUUUUUCUAAAAAGUUAUUAGCCUAACAUUUUAGCAUGAGUAAAGGAUUCCCUUGUCCUACAGACCAAAUUACUUUAACUAAAUCUUAGACGGAUGUUUAAGUUUAAAGAUAGAUUGGUCAAUAAUAACUAAAAGAGCUCCCCUAAUAAUUGACAUGAAAGCCUUUCCGUAAGGAGACUUACUGACUAAAGCUUCCUGCUUCAGUUCUUGUGUUUUUGCUUGCCUGAAAGAAAAACCUUUUGCUUGCCUGAGAGAAAAACAGCCUAUUUAUGUUCCUGAUGGCUUUCUGUUUCAUUGUAGUAUGUCUAUUUGACUGUCUUGGAAUGUGAGGCUUUGAAAGCAAAUUUUGAAUGGGGUUCAAGGAAGUGGAGGAUUCACUAGCAAAGUACAAAUGAUGCUUCUGUGCAAAGCAGGAGGAGGAUGGGGCUGUGGUCACAGGCACCUCCCCCCCCCCAUGAAUUCAGAACAAUAUGUUACAGCACCUGUCUUGUGUAGGUUCUGUCAAGUGAUUAGAACCCUGAUUCUUGGGGGUCCCCACUCCUGGAUAGACUAUUUUAAUCCGUAAGGUUUGUACAUAUGGAGGAAGUAGUUACUGGUGCCAUCUACCUCGCUUGCAUAGACAUUUGACAGAGGUGGUUUGUUUUCCUCCUUGGUGGUUUGUUUUCCUCCUUGAUUCCUCUUGUGAGAUUUUUCUGCUGUAUUAAGAUAGCCAAGUCUGUUCUUAAGAGAUAAUCCUGUAUCUGAGCAGUAUUAUUUCACUUCAUUCACUCACAAGAUGCAAACCAUUCAUUUCUUAAAAAUAAAAACUGACAUGUCAAGGAAAAUGCCUUUCUUGAGUUCUCCUUAAUAUCUGAUUUUCUGUGUAGGGAAAACUUUGUGGCUUCUGUCAAGUAGGUUUAAGAGGUAUAGCCCAGAUACAGGUUUCAACAACAGCUAGGUUCCAAGACAGAAGCUAGAGUUGGAUUAGGGCAAGUAAUAUAAAAGCAGGUGAGAAUUCUGGAAAUAGGGGGAGCAAGCAAGUGAAAAAAAAUGAAUAUGAAUGCAGCAAUAGACAAAUGAGAAAUGAAGAAGAAAUAUGAGUGGGAAUCACUGAAAAGAGGUAACCCCUGAAGAAAAAGGUAGCCACUGAAACAAUGCAUCAGCUGGGUUUGUGUAGCUGCUGUAAUAGAUCAAUUAAUUGUCCUUAUGCUUUGUGGUUUUAGUGGGAGUGCUGAAGUUGGCAUCAGAAGCUAAGACAUCGUUGAUAGAAUGUCACACUAAAAGCAAUACAUGUAGGGUUCAGGUGUCAAUGUUAAUCAUUGACGGCUUUGUGUUUAUUGUGAGGAUGCAAAGGUAUGGUGCUAACUUAUAGACUAUGCCCACAUGCCUUGGACAAAAAAAGAUAAUUUGACUUGUUCUGUAGCAGGAGGUAGGUAACCCCACUGUAAAAAUACCAGAUUUAUAUUGAAGUUUUAAGAAAUGCCUUGGAAAUAAAGUUUGAAUUACAUUA